AUGGCCGGGGGGCGCGGGGGGCGGCCGGGGGCGCUGGCGGAGCCGCGGCGGCUGAUGUGCGCCGGGCUGGGGCUCAUCGUGCUGGGCCACGGCAGCCUGGUGCUGGGCGCCAUCGUGCACGGCUCGGUCCUGCGGCACGUGGCCGGCGCCCGCCGCGCCGUCACCCCCGAGUACGCGGUGGCCAACGUGGUGUCGGUGGGCUCCGGGCUGCUGAGCAUCGCCGUGGGCAUCGUCGCCAUCCUGGUGUCGCACAACCUGUCCCGGGCAGCGCUGCAUUGGACGCUACUGAGUGUGGCCCUGUUGAACUGCCUCCUGUCCACAGCAUGCAGCGUGGGCCUGGCACUGGCCAUUGCCCUCACUGUUCACAGCCGGGGCAUGCACCUUGUCAUGGGCUGCAACAGCUCUGCUCUGCCUGCUGAUGCCCGUGCAGCCAUAGUGACCAACGACUGUCCUUUCAACACCACACGCAUCUAUGACACAGCCCUGGCGCUCUGGUUCCCUGCCAUGGCGCUGGCAGCUGCAGAAGCUGUGCUGUCUGGCAGGUGCUGUUUGGUGGCCCUCAUCUUCCGGGGUGUCGGGCCCUGUGCACGCAGCUACAACAAAGAGCAGCUGGCUGGGUCAAGUACAGUGAAGGAGGGGCCACCGCGUGAGAUGCAGCAACUCCUGGUGGGGGUGGCUGAGUCUUGUCCCUAGCUGGCGAGGUGGUGCUGCAGGAGUGCUGCGAUCCAGCAAGGUGAAGUUGCACCUGCACCAUGCUCCUGCCCCAAGGUGUAAGCAUGGGUAGGGUGGGCUGCAGGGAGGGGAGGGGGUGUGCCUUCCCACCCAGCCCCACCACCCCACCCAGGACAAACCCUGCAGGUUCCAGAUACAGGCUGCCCAGGGUCAUCAGGCAGCCUUGGCCCAGCGGCUGCCAUGGGUCCUUGACGCUCGCCCCUUCUCUCCCCAAGCUGCAAGGGCCUUCUUGGCACACUGAAGGCUCCAUCGGACUUCUAUGGGCAGUGGUAGGGAGAGGCAGAGGUGCUAGGACCUGGCAACAGCCAGGGCUGGCCUGGGUCUGGGUGGCCCUACUGCAGAGCAGGCAGGGUCAGCUUACUGGGCCUGUACUUAGGCAGGCCAGGGAGUGAAAGGUGAAGAGCCCCUUUGUUCUGAGCCUCUGUUGUUUCCCUAACUAAAUAAACUUUCAUUUUCACA
Messenger RNA from Tyto alba (common barn owl), 1191 nucleotides. It is a transcript of the gene KRTCAP3, whose product is annotated as keratinocyte associated protein 3. The record is from RefSeq and is a predicted model, not a curated record. NCBI's taxonomy places the organism in Eukaryota, Metazoa, Chordata, Aves, Strigiformes, Tytonidae. Bases 1 to 693 code for a protein of 230 amino acids. The transcript has 6 exons.